AAGUUUUUCGUUUUGUGGCAAGUGAACGGCGACAAUAACUGUAUGGCAAUGGAUUUUUUGUUCGGUUCACGAUCGAGUAAAACCUUUAAGCCGAAAAAGAAUAUACCGGAGGGCACGCAUCAAUAUGAUCUCAUGAAGCAUGCAGCCGCCACACUCGGCUCCGGCAAUUUACGCAACGCCGUCGCUCUGCCCGAUGGCGAGGAUCUCAACGAAUGGGUGGCCGUCAACACUGUGGAUUUCUUUAAUCAGAUUAAUAUGCUGUAUGGCACAAUAACGGAAUUCUGUACGGAGGAGAGUUGUGGCAUUAUGUCGGCCGGUCCGAAAUAUGAAUACCAUUGGGCGGAUGGUUUGACCGUUAAGAAGCCCAUUAAAUGCAGCGCACCCAAGUAUAUUGAUUAUUUGAUGACCUGGGUGCAGGACCAGCUGGAUGAUGAGACACUGUUCCCAUCCAAAAUUGGUGUACCAUUUCCAAAGAAUUUUCUCACCUCCGCUAAAACCAUAUUGAAGCGACUGUUUCGCGUCUAUGCACACAUCUAUCAUCAGCACUUCUCCGAGGUGGUGACGCUGGGCGAGGAGGCCCAUUUGAAUACGUCCUUUAAGCAUUUUAUAUUCUUUGUGCAAGAGUUCAAUCUGAUUGAACGACGCGAACUGGCCCCGCUCCAAGAGCUCAUCGAUAAGCUGACGGCAAAGGAUGAACGGCAAAUAUAGGAAUCACUGCAACCGACGAUGGACAGUGGUGGGAAUAGCGUUAAUCUACAAUUGGACUUGUGAUGGGCGGGCGCAAGUGCGCUUUACUUUCAAUUGUAUUUGAACGCUAUAUAUACAUAUAUAUUACGCUUCAGUUAGUUACCGCCUUUCCUUUUUUCUCGUUUAUAGCUUUUAAGUUUUGUUCAGUGCUUUUUGUGGUCCCACUAAAAUUACCAAUAGUGCGUUGUUUGCUGAUGAUAAUGGAGCUGAUGGGCUUAACAUCUACUAUAUUUUUAUAUGUGACACAUACUUUUAAGAGAUAUAAAACACACUUAUAUUUAUAUAUGUAUGUAUAUUUAUAUA
Drosophila grimshawi is the source of this 1050-nucleotide messenger RNA. RefSeq names its product MOB kinase activator-like 1 (gene mats). Gene Ontology annotation, biological process: hippo signaling; positive regulation of protein phosphorylation. The transcript has 3 exons. Gene Ontology annotation, molecular function: protein kinase activator activity. The record is from RefSeq and is a predicted model, not a curated record. Bases 43 to 708 code for a protein of 221 amino acids. Gene Ontology annotation, cellular component: nucleus; cytoplasm. Lineage: Eukaryota; Metazoa; Arthropoda; Insecta; Diptera; Drosophilidae.